AUGGAGGAGCAGCUGUUGUGUUGCGAGGUGGAGGCCAUACGCAGAGCCUACCAGGACUCGAACCUCCUCAACGACCGGGUCCUGAGCACCAUGCUGCGGGCAGAGGAGUCCUACCUGCCCUCCCCGAACUACUUCAAGUGCGUGCAGCGGGAGAUCGUGCCUAAAAUGCGAAAGAUCGUGGCCACUUGGAUGUUGGAGGUGUGUGAGGAGCAGAAGUGUGAGGAGGAGGUGUUUCCUCUGGCCAUGAACUAUCUGGACCGGUUCCUGUCGGUGGAGGCCCUGAGGAAGAGCCGCCUGCAGCUGCUGGGGGCCUCCUGCAUGUUCCUGGCCUCGAAGAUGAAGGAGACCGUCCCUUUAACGGCCGAAAAACUCUGCAUCUACACAGACAACUCUGUGCACCCCUCAGAGCUGCUGCAGAUGGAGUUGCUGCUCUUGAACAAACUGAAGUGGGACUUGGCGUCUGUGACGCCGCACGACUUCAUCGAGCACUUCCUGUCCAAGCUGAAGGUCCACCCGUCCACUAGGGGCAUCCUCCGCAAACACGCACAGACCUUUGUGGCCCUCUGCGCCACAGAUGUGAACUUCAUCGCCUCCCCCCCCUCCAUGGUGGCUGCUGGGAGUGUGGGGGCCGCGGUGCAGGGUCUGUACCUGAAGAACCAGGACCCAUCACUGUCCUCCCAGAACCUCACACACUUCCUCUCACAAGUGAUACGCAGCGACGCGGAUUGUCUGCGUUCGUGUCAGGAUCAGAUCGAGUCGUUGCUUGAGUCCAGUCUGCGUCAGGCGCAGCAGCAGCACGGCCUCUCGGACUGUAAACACACGGAGGCAGACCUGUCCUGCACGCCCACAGACGUACGGGACGUCAACAUCUGA
Molecule: messenger RNA, 873 nt
Organism: Knipowitschia caucasica
Lineage: Eukaryota; Metazoa; Chordata; Actinopteri; Gobiiformes; Gobiidae
Source: the annotation of a GenBank genome assembly